AUGAAUACUAUCUCUUUAUUUAUUACUUUUCUAGUGUUCCUGCUAGUAUCAGGUUCUUCACAAGCGAUAACUCAAUGUUAUUUCGAUAAAAAUGUUAAUUCAUGUAAAUCUGUAAAUGCUCGAAUGCAUUGUCCAUCGAUUGAAGAGUGUUUAUCCACUUUCGGAGAUUCCUAUGGAACCUAUGAAGUUAUCAUUCAAGAUGGAAACUAUAAUAGUGAGGAUUGUCCAGGUCUAAUCGAAGCUCCAAUCUCAAUGAACGGUUCUCUAACCUUUAAAACACCAACUGUCGAUAAAUAUGCAAAUUUCAAUUGUGGAGAUAGUCAAUUUAUUAGUAUUAAUUUACAAAAUUAUAUGGUUUUGAAUUUUACUAAUUUGAUUCUAUCGGGAUCAUCACAAGACAGAGGUGGAUGUGUUGCGAUUUACGUCGGUGAUCAAGAAGCCACUGUAUACUUUACCAAUGUAAAAUCGAUUCACGGUUGUACCUCGCAAAGGGAGGGUGGAUUCCUCUACUCACAGGCAAUCCGAAACAUUUUUUAUAAUUCCUAUAUCGCCAACUGCCAAUCUCAAUAUUCAGAUGGUGGAGCUAUCCACGCCAACAUCACUUAUCUCUUCUCCAGUACCUUUGAGAACAAUGUGGCUGCACAAUCGGGAGGUGUCGCUGCCGGUUCCAAGAUCUUUUCUUCCAACUCUAAUUUCAUUGGCAACAGUGCGCAAGACGGUGGUUGUCUCAGUGCCACCACAGUAAUGUCGGUUUUCAAUAGCAGCCUAAUCUCUAAUAGCGCCAUUAAUACCGGUGGAGCGUUGUAUGCCACCUGCUAUCUCACCAUCGAUGUCUCCACCUUUGAAAAUUGUUCGGCAUCCAAUGGAGGAGCUAUCUACGUCGAGUCGGGAAUGACCAUUUUCAACAGCGUUUUCGAUAGUAACCAAGCAUUGUACGAGGGAUCGGGUGGAGCAAUCUUCUUUCAGUCACUCGAUAACACCUCUAUCUCUGUCUUCACAACAAACUUCACCAAUAAUUGGUCCGGUGGUAAAGGAGGUGUUAUAUUCAUUGACUCUGGUUCGCUCUACUUGCAACAGACUAUCUUUAAGAAUAACAGUGCAGUCGAUUCCGGUGGUAUUAUCUACGGAGUGAACGGUCCAAAUCUUCAAGUUUUCAAUAUUUUCACUUCUCAAUUCAACGAUAGUUAUUCUGGAAAUAAUGGUGGUGUAAUGUGUUCAGAGCAAAGAUAUGAAGAUGAGGAAAUUGUAAUUAAUUUGUUGGGAUCAACUUUCAAUGGUAAUACAGCAUCGAAUUAUGCAGGUGGUAUCUACUUUGAACAGAUGCCACAAUCUUUGAUUGGUGGUAUCUUUUCCAACUCCAAGAGCUCAGAAAAGCUCUCCAGCACUUUUUACUCGAAUUCUAUUUUACAAGCAGACAUUGUAAAUGUCACCAAUACCGAUAGUACUACUCUUUAUCAAGUUCCAAUCUAUAUUGAGUCAUCUUUUGAAUAUUGGAAAGCAAUUGGUGUACAAGGAGAAUGUUACGAUGGUUAUGCCACAAUCGAUGAAUUUGGUAAUGUAUUAACUUGUAAAUGCUUCCCACCUGCUCAAGGAUCAACCUGUCAAUUAAAUUAA
This is a messenger RNA of Heterostelium album PN500, 1614 nucleotides long. RefSeq lists its product as uncharacterized. The transcript has 5 exons. Gene Ontology annotation, biological process: double-strand break repair via homologous recombination; protein deubiquitination. Lineage: Eukaryota; Evosea; Eumycetozoa; Acytosteliales; Acytosteliaceae. Bases 1 to 1614 code for a protein of 537 amino acids. Gene Ontology annotation, molecular function: ubiquitin binding. The record is from RefSeq and is a predicted model, not a curated record.